This is a messenger RNA of Nematolebias whitei (Rio pearlfish), 3093 nucleotides long. It is a transcript of the gene ireb2, whose product is annotated as iron-responsive element binding protein 2. Gene Ontology annotation, cellular component: mitochondrion; cytosol. Gene Ontology annotation, biological process: tricarboxylic acid cycle; citrate metabolic process. Gene Ontology annotation, molecular function: iron-responsive element binding; 4 iron, 4 sulfur cluster binding; aconitate hydratase activity. NCBI's taxonomy places the organism in Eukaryota, Metazoa, Chordata, Actinopteri, Cyprinodontiformes, Rivulidae. The record is from RefSeq and is a predicted model, not a curated record.
AACACCCAUACAGCCACGUGAUCGACUCUCUGAGGGAUGGCGCGAUCAAGUUCUUCAAUCCACAGAAAUUAAACGAUCCAAGAUACGACAAACUGCCUCUCUCCAUCCGCGUCAUACUGGAGGCAGCGAUUCGCAACUGUGAUGGCUUCUACACAAAGGAGGACGACGUGCAGAAUAUCUUGGACUGGCAGCGGCAGCAGGAUAAAACGGAGGUGCCGUUCUCACCGGCGCGAGUCCUUCUGCAGGACUUCACUGGUAUUCCUGCUAUGGUGGACCUGGCAGCCAUGAGAGAUGCCGUGGUCAAACACGGUGUGGACCCUGCUCUAGUUAACCCGAAAUGUCCCACGGACCUCAUCGUAGACCACUCGCUGCAGAUAGAUUUUAACAAAUGUGCGAUACAGAACACCCCAAACCCCGGUGGAGGGGACGGUCCAAAUCCGAGCCAGGCUCCGUCUCGCUCGACUUCCUCCAGGCCUCCGUCCAGAGGUGGCUCACAAUGUGGGGGCCAGAGGGGCCCCUGCGGUAAAACUGCCUGCAACGACCCCCCAAACCUCCCGGGUCGACCUCCAGCCUCUGUCCAACAGAUCGAGAACACUCCCCUCCUCUGUCCCUUCCACCUGCAGCCCGUCUCCGAAACUGAAACGGCUGUGAAAAAUCAGGAAAUGGAACUGAUCAGAAACAAAGAGAGGCUUCAGUUCUUUAAGUGGUGCUCAAAAGCAUUUAAGAACGUGAACGUGGUUCCUCCGGACGUUGGCGCUGUCCACCAGGUGAACCUGGAGUAUCUGUCCAGAGUGGUGCAGGUCAGCGAUGGUUUGAUCUACCCUGACAGCGUAGUGGGAACCGACUCCCACACCACCAUGAUCAACGGCCUGGGCGUCCUCGGCUGGGGUGUUGGAGGAAUUGAGUCUGAGGCGGUGAUGCUGGGCCAGCCGGUGUCUCUGACCCUUCCCCAAGUGGUGGGCUGUAAACUGGUGGGCUCCAUUAACCCCCUGACCACGUCCAUCGACAUCGUGCUCGGAAUCACCAAGCACCUGCGCCAGGCUGGAAUCUCGGGGAGGUUUGUGGAGUUUUUCGGGCCCGGUGUCUCCCAGCUGUCGGUUCCUGACCGGACCACCAUCGCCAACAUGUGCCCAGAAUACAACGCCACCGUCAGCUUCUUCCCCGUCGACCACGUCGCACUCAAGCACUUUAAAAAGACAAAUUUUACGCAGGAAAAGCUCGAACUGCUCGAGUCUUACCUGAAGGUUGUAAAUAUUUUCCGAAGCUUUGAAGAAGCCUCAGAAGACCCCCAGUACUCUGAGGUGAUAGAAAUCAACCUGAGCUCCAUAGUUCCCCACGUCAGUGGACCGAAAAGACCUCAGGACAGGGUGGCUGUGAGCAGCAUGAAGGAGGACUUUCAGAGUUGUCUUAACGAGAAGGUGGGUUUUAAAGGCUUCCACAUCUCCAAGGAGAAGCAGGAGCUCCGUGUUCCCUUCACGCACUGUGGUCAGGAGUAUCAGCUGGCACACGGCUCCGUGGUCAUCGCCGCCGUCAUCAGCUGCACCAACAACUGCAACCCGUCCGUCAUGCUCACCGCAGGUCUUCUGGCCAGAAAGGCCAUCGAGGCUGGGCUUGUGGUGAAGCCGUACAUUCAGACCAGCCUGGCUCCUGGGAGCGGGAUGGUCACUCACUACCUGAGCGCCGGUGGAGUCCUGCCGUACUUCAGCCAGCUGGGGUUCGAGGUGGUUGGUUACGGCUGCUCCACCUGCGUCGGCAACACGGCGCCGUUACCUGAAGCUGUGGUCGAUGCCAUUAAACAGGGCGACCUGGUGGCGUGCGGCGUCCUGUCCGGCAACAGGCACUUCGAAGGCCGCCUGUGUGACCGUGUGCGCGCCAACUACCUCGCCUCCCCGCCCCUGGUGGUCGCCUACGCGAUUGCAGGGACUGUGGGAAUCGACUUUGAGACGGAGCCUCUGGGUGUAACGUCGGACGGCAGGGAGGUGUACCUUCAUGAUAUCUGGCCGUCCAGAGAGGAGGUCCAGCAGACCGAGGAGGACGCGGUCAUCUCCUCAGUCUUUAAGGACCUCCGGGGAAGGAUGGAGAAAGGGAACAAUUUCUGGAACAAUCUCGAAUGUCCGGACUCCAUCGUUUUCCCGUGGGACCACAAGUCCACAUACAUCCGCUCGCCGCCGUUCUUCAGCAAACUGAGUAAAGACGUCCCCGCUCCUCAGUCCAUAGAAAACGCUCACGUCCUACUCUUCCUGGGGGACAAAGUGACCACAGACCAUAUCUCACCAGCAGGCAGCAUCGCCAGGAUCAGCGCCGCUGCCAAGUACCUGCAGAGCAAACGGCUGACGCCGCGGGAGUUUAACUCGUACGGCGCUCGCAGAGGCAACGACGCAGUGAUGACCAGAGGAACGUUUGCCAGCAUCAAGCUGCAGAACCGAUUAAUCGGCAAACCGGGCCCGAAGACUUUGCACAUUCCUUCAGGCCAGACUCUGGACGUGUUUGAGGCGGCUGAUCGCUAUCAGAGAGACGGCGUCCCCCUCAUCAUCCUCGCCGGUAAAGACUACGGCUCUGGAAACUCCCGGGACUGGGUGGCAAAAGGACCGUACCUGCUGGGGGUGCGCGCCGUCAUCGCCGAGAGCUUCGAGAAACUCCACAAGAACCAGCUGGUUGGGAUGGGCAUCGUGCCGCUCCAGUUUCUCCCGGGCCAGAACGCCAGCUCCCUGGAGCUCAGCGGGAAGGAGAGGUUCAGCGUCGCGUUUCCGGAGCAGCUGAGUCCGAGGCAGCAGCUCACCGUGAAGACCAGCAGAGGAGCGUCGUUCGGCGUCGUGGCGCUCUUCGACACCGACGUGGACCUUAUCUGUUUCCAACACGGAGGCCUUCUGAGGCGCGUGGCUCGGACCGAGAUCCAAACCAGCCCGCGGUCGGGAUCGGACCGCACCCGGAGCUCGCCGUGUCCAUGAAGCAGCCGCCGUCUUUUUACGUCCGCACAGACACACUACAGGAAGCUCCUCUCGUUUGUCCCUCCCAGUCUGUUCGUCAGACGUUUGAAACACACGCGAGCGGCCGCCGAUCACCCGCUCCUCCUCACAAGUGCGCCGACUCAAA